AGCAGGAUAGGCAAGCAGGCUGGCGGUAGGGUGGGCAGGCGAGAUCGGUGGUGGCGGUUUCUGGGGGAUUGCGAGCGCGAUCCAGGCGACCGCUGAAGCCCUACGGGUGGACAGAGGCGCUGCCUCUCUCCCCCUUAGUCGUGGGGAGGCAUUAAUUUCGCAGGUUCAUCUUUAACACUAAGGUUGGGCGCGUCAGCCCCCCCCCCUUUCCAUCAUCGCCUCUUGCUGACGAUCUAGGUGGGGGAGAGCGCGCGGGGCUGGAGAGGCCGAUUUCGGCACCUCCCUGCUUUUUUCUUUUUCCCAAUUUUGAUCAUUAUCAUCAUCGGGAAACAAUACUGAUAGUACCGACCGAAAUUUGAAUAGUGCCACAUUUGCGGGAUUCACCGAGCCAAUCUGAGAGCGUUUAAAAGCAGCUGAGUCUUUAGUUUCUGCUGAAGCGUGUCUUCUUCCCCAGCCCUUUUACGUCUCCCCACACUUAUUUUAUUGACACUCUUUCAAAAUAUUCGAGGGGAGGCGUUGCAUUCCUCGCCGCAUCUUCCUAAAAUCCAGAAUCCUGUUCAGGAGGAGGAGACGAGGAAAGAGCAACCAGAUACUGGUAAUGCCAGGUACAGUCUUUGUAAGGGCCCUGUUCUGAAGAAGAUCCGAACAAGGCAUUUGUGUGCUUUGAAUGAUUACUCUUCUAAGCUUAAUAUUCUUUUUUCCUUUGUUUAUUCUCCUUUCCAUGGACGUAAUUUGAGGAUUAAACCUCCCAACCAAAUUACUUUAGUUAUCAGAACAACAGUUAGGUGUGGACCAUCAGGGUACCAGGCAAAAAUAAUUCCCAUGACACCUUUCUUUUUUGGAGAUUCAAUGACCAAAUCAUUCUUGAAGAAUCAAAAGGCACUGAGAGGACUUGAUUAUCCUCCAAGCGGGUGGUAAAAGGGAGAGGCAAAAGAGAAAGUUCCAGAAAUACCUCUUGUCAGAAAGGAGGGCAGAAGCAACAGUUCAUAAGCAUUGCUGUUUUUCUCACUUUUGUCUGAUAUAACUUCCAAAGGAUACCUAAAGUCUGCAGAACUACUUCAAGAUGUGUAGCUCUGUUGUUCCCAGGCUCUGGUUUUUAACAGAUCGACGUAUCCGAGAAGAUUAUCCUCAGCAGGAAAUUCUAAGGGCACUUAAAGCCAAAUGUUGUGAAGAGGAUCUAGACUUCCGUGCUUUGCUGAUGGAUGAAGUGGUCUUGACCAUUGAGCAAGGAAACCUGGGUCUUCGGGUCAAUGGAGAACUCAUCACUGCUUACCCACAAGUAGUGGUGGUUCGUGUACCAACACCAUGGGUGCAGAGUGAUAGUGAUAUUACAGUCCUUCGCCAUCUGGAGAAGAUAGGCUGCCGGCUAAUGAACCGUCCACAAGCCAUACUUAAUUGUGUCAACAAGUUCUGGACAUUCCAAGAACUGGCUGGUCAUGGUGUGCCUCUUCCAGAUACUUUUUCUUAUGGAGGUCAUGAAAACUUUGCCAAAAUGAUUGAUGAAGCAGAAGUGUUGGAGUUCCCCAUGGUUGUGAAGAACACACGAGGUCAUAGAGGAAAAGCUGUGUUUCUAGCCAGAGACAAACACCAUCUGGCAGACCUGAGCCAUCUAAUUCGUCAUGAAGCCCCUUAUCUAUUCCAAAAAUAUGUCCAGGAGUCUCAUGGCAAAGAUGUUCGUGUCAUCGUGGUAGGAGGCCGUGUCGUGGGCACUAUGCUGCGUUGCUCAACAGAUGGUAGAAUGCAGAGCAAUUGCUCACUUGGUGGUAUAGGUAUGAUGUGCUCGCUCAGUGAACAAGGGAAACAACUGGCGGUCCAAGUUUCUAACAUCUUGGGGAUGGAUAUCUGUGGCAUCGACCUCCUUAUGAAGGAUGAUGGCUCGUUCUGCGUCUGUGAGGCCAAUGCAAAUGUAGGUUUCAUUGCCUUUGACAAGGCUUGCAAUCUAGAUGUAGCUGGUAUCAUAGCGGACUAUGCCGCUUCACUGCUUCCUCCCGGUCGCUUGACACGACGCAUGUCCUUGCUCUCUGUGGUAUCCACAGCUAGCGAGACUAGCGAGCCAGAGCUGGGACCUCCAGCUAGUGCCACUGUCGACAAUAUGAGUGCUAGCUCCAGCUCUGUCGACAGCGACCCUGAAACCACAGAGAGAGAGUUGCUCACCAAGCUGCCGGGGGGGAUAUUCAAUAUGAACCAGCUAAUAGCCAAUGAGAUUAAGCUCCUAGUGGAGUAAUGCCACAUGUAAAUAACUAUGACCAACUUUCUUGUAAAUUUUUUUAAAAUACAACCAACUUGUAGUACUGUUUAUUGGAAGCAGCUUAUGGAGGUGAGGUGAGGGUUUUAACUUGGGGAAUCAGAAUCAAAACAUGCAUGUUCUAUGAAUGCUGCUUUUGUUACCUAUUAAUCUUACAGAACAUAUGUUUAGUUGUUAUUUUUAACAACUAUUUUUCAUUUGAUAAUAUUCUGUUUAAAGUCUGCAUUGGGAAAUGGGAGAAAAAAACUCGAUAAAACUUCUGUUUUUGAUAGGGAUGCCAUUAUGAUCUUUGAACUCAUAUGAAAAUGUUUCAUCUUGAUUUAUGAUAUUUGCAACUGGAAAGGUUGAUGCUACAAAAGCACCCAUGAAUUAAUACUUUGCCAACCAUCCCCUCACCUCAUUGGAGCUCAUUCUUGUUAUUAUAUGCCAUUUGCUUUAUGUCCUAUAGGAGUGGAGAGAAAUUAGAACAGCCAUUUUUUUAUUUCGUUCAAAGGUUCUAAAUAUCAGCAUUUCUAUUAUCAAUAAGAUCUGUAAAAUUGUAUCCUGACAAACAGUCCACAAUGGCCUAUGAAAUUCCAGACUUUAAGCAGUUUUACAGGGUGCAACUUUGAUUAGUUCAACACGAGCUUUUGAAAUAAACCUGCAACUUCUGCCAUUUCUGUAUUAACAGAUGUCCGCAUGCUUAGAUUUAAAACCAAAUUCACUUUCCUUGGGAGAAAAAAAUUACUAUGUAUCUGGAUUUUAAAAAUAAUCUUAAAACCUAGCUUCAGGUCAGGAAAGGGAGAAACUGUGUAAAAUUCAGUUUGGGCUAUUGGCAGAAGUGGCAUGUUUUCUUUUGCACAAGAACUGAGAUAAACAGCACUGUUAACUUUUGGUGUACAAAAUAAUGUUUAAUCCAAUAUGAAAAAGAAUAACACUAGUUUAAAACAAAUGUGCAUUGACUUGUAUUUGUUAGUGUUUUAGUCCUUUUUGCAAGAUAUAUACUGUGUUACUGUUUCAUUUUUAAUACAUGCUCGUCCAACACUUCUUUCUCCAUGCCUAUAUCUUUAACAGGGGCCCAAUUUGAAAAAUACCUGUACUACUCAACAUCACCACUAAUAGUAACAAACUUAUACAAAAAAAUCUGAUACCUAGAAAAUAUGGGAGGGGUGUGGAGGAGGGUUGAAAUGGUUGCAAAUUUCAAAACUAUAUUUUGUAAAUUUAAUGCAUCACUAUUAUUGAUAGUAGCUUUCCUUUAUAGAAGGCAUUAAAAUCUAAAGUGGCCUGAUUUACCAAGGAUAAAUGCUGAAAGAAACAAGAAGGUUUUGGUUUUGGUUUUGGGAAACACUUUGCCAGUAAGGCCCAGCCAGAAUGGGAAUAUGAUUUAACACCACCAGUGUGUGGAUCUCAGUCCCCUUUGUAUGUGUCUGUAUUUUGCUUUGUUUUUGUCAAUAAUUUUUGUCUGUCCAGUUCGUCAGUCUUUUUUCCAGAAUGCCUGAUGAUCUCCUCUCCCAGUCCAUCCCUGAUACUUCUGGCUGUGCAUUUUCUUAUUAAAUUUGGUAAAAGAACCAAAACAACAGCUUUUGGUCUGUUUUAAUGGCCUCAUUUUCCUCCUCCUCACCCAUUUCUCACUCAUUUAUUUACUUUGGAGUUUAUACCGUAUUAAAAUUAUAGAAAAAUGUAAAUAAAAUUCUGUUACUUUAAAAAUAGCCAUCCACAACACGACACAGUAUAAUGUUUGUAACAGCAAGUUGGCUUAUGAAAGGGUUUUGGAGGGUGGGCAGCUUCUGUGUGCAGGGUGGUUUUGUCUCAGUGCUUCAGAAUAGCAAUUUACCCUCCAGAGCUCUGAGCUUCAUUCCACUGGCCAACUUCACCACUCAGCUGUCUUAACUUUCACUUGGGUAUUAAACACCACUUGUGAACACUUUACAGAGACACUAAGAAUAAAUAGAAAAGUGUUAGGCUGCUUUCAUGAAGGUUGAUCAUGCCUAUUUGUACAGUUUUUUAAAAUGCAAUAAUGAUAUUUUUGUAGAAUUAAAUGUUAUUGUUAAAAGCAAAAUAGAAGGAUGAUUGUUGGCAUUAGCUGAAGAAGCAAAAGCAAUAUUUUAGAGUGUGUAGGUUGAAGAAAAAUACAAAAGUUUCCAUUUAAAAAAAAACAAAGAAAAAGAAAACCUCCAAGUAGCUUUCUUUCCUUUUGCUUUGUCGCCUUUCACCCCUUUGUUAACUAGAUGUGUGCCUUCUAAAAUACAGGAUUCUUUAAAGGAUUGCACAUCUUUCAGAAACAUGAGCAAAGAAUUAACCUUAACUGGCAGAAAAAUGUUGCAACAUUCACAAGAAACAAAGUUGACUCCAGAAGAAGCUUGACAACUCUGAUACUUCUGAUUUGGGUUAUCUGAGUUUCUCCACUGUUUGAGGAAAACAGUUUGUGACAAAUGUUUUCCACAUGAAACUUUUUCAAAGUAUAUAGACCCAAUUUACACCACUAUAAAUGCAAUGGAAUGUCACAUAAAAUUUGUUCUGAAUCGUACACAAUGAGCACAUUAAGGGAUUUUAUAUUUUGGUUUAUCUGUUUGCCAUGUGAUGGCCAUGUGUGUGUUGUGGUUAUAUUGGAAAGAUGGAAAAGAGACUGAAUAACGUUUGGUUAAAGAAAAGUCUCACACAUUGUUGAAAUAGAACCUAGCAUUGCAUGUUAAAAUCACUUAAGAAAUUCUAUGCUUGAAAAAAAUGGGUUGAUACAUUCCCUCCUUACGUAAUGUAACUUUAAAAAAAAUGUUGUAGAAGAAGUUUUAAAAAUAUUACUAUUGGUAAAGAAAAUGAAUUGAGUUUCUAAUAACUAGGGUUUAAGUUCUGUAGAGAGUACUGCUACACAUCACACUUCCCAGGAAAAAAAAUAUUGACAAGUAUAUUAAGAGUACCAACAUUACUUAUCAUAAUUUGAAAUUAACAACUAGGAAAACAGAAUUGAACAACUGGGAAAAUAGAAGCUGUAGUGAAUUUCAGCACAGUCAGUGAUUACAUAUAGCACUCAAAUGGAACCAGAUUUGGGGGUUGGAUGGUAAUGAUGGAGUUCGAUGGUGUACUGUGUGUUUUGUUUGUGCUUUUAUUUUACAGAUGCUAUGUUUAUACUUUUUUUACUGUAUAGAAUUACAGGUUGUAUUUGUAGCUUUGUAUCUUCUCAGAUUUUAUAUUGUUGAUAAAACUUUCAUUCUGGAACACUUUGGUAGAGCAUUAAUAACAGAUGUUGGGAGGACAGCAUAUUUGUGGACUACUUUUGUUGUUGUUGUGUUCCACCAAACUUUCAACUUGUCGGAUCAAACAACAUUGACUUUGUUCAGCAAUUUAUCAUAGAAGAUAUGUCAAGAAAAAUGCUUUGAACCUGUGAAGUUUGGAAAAAAAAUAAAAAGACAGUUUUAGAAGUGCUGCAUUGGACAUGUAUGAGACUUGAUGAAUACUAUUUUAAACUUCACAUCUUCCCAUUUAAUAAAAGCAGAGCUCAAGUUGGUUAAAUGUAUAAGGGUUUAAACUAUGUAAGAUGUAUCAACAUGUACAAUUCUUUCUCAUGGCUCACUCUUUUUGAGAAGGUUUAUGAGCUAUUUGGCUGGUGUGAGACUCACGACCCACUCCUGUUCUCUCUAUGGAAUUGUAGGUGCUCAGACAGGUAACCUCUGCUGCUACUGUCUCUUUCAUUUUUAAUUUUUCACUGUUCUAGGAAUUUGUAAAAUAUUAUAGAAUUUAUGACAAAAGGUUAUCUUUUUGCUUUCUUUUUCUUUUUUUAAUAUAUAUUUGAGUGUAUUGAUAUUGGAGGGUGAAUUUUGGGAUGUUCUGAUGGUGGCUUGGGCCAUCGUUGGAAAUUUCUGUAUUCCUCAAGUUACAGUUUUCAGUUGAAUGUCUUUUAUUUGUUUAAUGCAUUGUCAAUAACUUGAUGUUUUGGGGUGGGAAUUUGUAACACUUAAGGAACCACUGUGUAAUACAUAUUCUUUUUUUCUGAAAGUUCUAACAAUUCACACUUUCUUACUGUUCUUUGCAAAACUUUUCAGGAGCCAAAAAAGUCAAACAAUCCAGAGAAAAACUUCCCUUCUCCCCUUUCUGGUGACAAGAGAGAGAGAGAGAGAGAGAGAGAGCGCUUGUGAAAAUCCUUGAGAAUGUUCCUCCCUAAACUUCCCCCCCCUGUGGUAAAACAAUAAACGCAGAAGCCUGGUGGCAUCCAAUACCGACCCCUUGGCAGGUAACUUUCAGCUCUUGAUCAUCCCAUAUUAGCUAACGCUACUUUUCUUUCUUCUCUCCCUCAAUCAUAAUAUGAUUACAUAAUAUAAUAUGUAAAAGAUUAAUUGUUUUGAAGCAAAUGGUAUUUCUUUUCUUGUUUUUCAUUUUGUAUAUAUUUAGCAGAAUUAAACUUUAAAGCUUGUUGUGAUCCAUGUGUUCAAGUAGGAUCAUAGCAAGACAAAUUUAAGCAGUGUACAGUGACAGAAAGAAGGGAUGGGAUGGGAUGUAACUCCUCAGAUUCUGCCAUCUCGAUCUUCCCAUGUAUCUAUCUCUUCUUGCUGCCCCUUCCCCCAAUAUACAUUCUUGGCUUAAGUUUUACAGGGCUUUGAUUCUUUCCAGGGGCACAGUCAGCACAAAACUAAUCAGCAUCAAUUAACAGGUACGAAAAUAGGAGUAAAAAGUUUAUAUAAUUUUCUAUUUCUUAUAGCAGGGCUUGGAUGGAGGCAUUGUGUACUUGUGAAAAGUCAGAGGUUUUAUUUCUGGAAUUUUCCAUAUGGGUUGCUCAGUAUACUGCUAUUUAUUGGUAAUAAUAACAAUCUGAAUAACUUCUUAAUAUUUUAUAUUUGAUUUAAUAUCCAAAUUUCUGCAUAAACAUACAACAGCAAUGACAUAACCAGUGGAAGAAAUAAUUGCUAAUAUGAAAGAAUAAAAUGUUUCAGAUGAACACUCCCCCAAAUGAUUUUGCAUGUGAGCUCACACGUCUUAUUACAAGAAAAAUGUUUUCUUUUGUCAGUUUAAUUUUAUAGAUAUAUGCUUUGAAAUUUAAAAGAGCCAAUAUAUUCAGCUAAAAUAGAUUAAAAUAGAUGAAAAGUAGUAUUUUUAUGUGGAAGAUUUGAUAGAUACUGUUACACUACUAUUUCUCUAGCUUCUAUUUUUCACAAAUACUUAAUCUCUCCCUGACAUAGCUAACUUUUUUGCAAAUUUAUUUGGAACAAAAAAUGGCUACUCUGCAAAACUCUUAUCAAAUUGUCUUCCCUUUUUAUUUUUGACCCAGAGGCAUUGCAAAAGGGAGAAAUACUAGAUUAAAAUUGGCUGUUGAACAGACUUUUUUGUCCUUCUCUUGCCAAUUUUUAGGCUUUUUGACACAAUCUGAAUCCUACUUUCCUACUUGAAAAAGCUAAACAAGAGAAUUGUAAAUUGUUCCUUAUCAUUGUCAAAGCCCAUGCAAAUUAGCGGUUGCUGAAUUGGUGGAGAAGAGGAAAAGUGAUAUCAAAAUAAUAGGAGCCUGUGUAUGCUGUUCAACAAAAUUAAAUUUUCACUUUGCUUGCACUAAAAGGGCAAUCCAAUGAGGCAGAUAUUUGACACUGCCCAGAGUUCCAGCUUUCAGGAAAUGCUAUUUUACUUUUUAAUGUUCUAUGUGAAUUAAGUUUGUGAAUUGUAGAGUUUGGUUAGAAAUAUACUUGAAAAAAGAAAUAGGGUACUAUGAAAGAGGAAAAUAAUAACUAGGUAUGCUUAAUGCAACAGAAAAUCGUUUGUGUUGAAAUGUGAUGGUAACAUAACAGAAGCAUCUGGUAGCAUUUGUAUUUUUAAUCUGCCAUGUAAUAGCUCCAUCUGUAAGGAUAUCUUCCAAAAUUUAUUAUCUUGGUCUUCUGUCCAAUAUUUUUCUAAAGGAGAUGGGAGGUAUGGGAAGAAAGGUUGUAGUGAACUUCAUGCCUUUAAAGGAUCCCCAUUGUAUGAUUUUUCUGUGAGCUGAACAAGAACUUCUUCUAUAUGCCCUUGUGCUGCAACAGAAUAAUAAAACUGGUAGGUGGCAGCAGAAGAAGGAGCUUAUACAGAUGGCACCCGAGAACAGAGAAUGCUGCCAUGUGGGGAGAGAUGGAUUCCAAAAUAUUAGCUGAUGUAACGUGCAAAGAUGAGAGACAGCUUCCUUGACUUGUUACUCUGCAUGGUGAGUCUGACCCUUGAUCAGUUCUUAUUCACCAUAACGGAUAUGUUAAAUCCACAUUUCUGUUUAAUCUGGAAUACUGACUAAGGGAGCUGGCAAAUUUAGGUAUUUCUCUUGAUUUCUUUAUCACUUCCUUAAAAAGAAUUGUAAGCCAUUAUUCUCAACUUUUUUCCUUUAACAACUACAUCCUUAUGUUAACUAUACAAAAGUGAUGUUGGAGAUGAAUUAUCACUUUCUUCUAUCCUGCAUUGAUGAUUCUAUUCAUGCGCAUAGAAAUGAAAUUGUCACUAAGGAUGGGAAAUAUGUUUACAGCGUGAAUAGGAUGAGAAUGAAGCAAUUUCUUAGGAACACUUAUCUCCAUAAGACUAUUUGCCCAGAGGAAAUAUGCUGUGUGAAACAGAAAACUAGGAAUAGAAUUCAUUAAGAAGAAAAUUUCAGCAUCUAAAUAAAUCACAAACAAAAAUGUGUGCUCUAAAAAGAUCAAAAUUAAUUUCCUUUGGCUCUAAUAUUUUCUUUAUUAGUCUUUUCAAAAUCAUGCUUUGAACCUCCCAAUUUUUGAAGCUUAUUAGAAAUUAGUUGUAGCACUGCAAAAUUGUGAAUCAGAAAAUUUCUUUUAGCUGUUGUUAAUAGUGUAAGAGGCAUAUCAUGCUUAAUCUCAGAGUUGUGUAUUAAGCACAGUGUAAAUCAUUCAGUAUCUUAUAAUUUGAAGAACUUUCUGUGACAAUAACAAUAAUUUCCUCACAGGUGAAUUACUGUGAUAAUUGUAAGAAUCUAUGUAGUACUUUCAUUUCUAGGAAAGUUGUCCUAGGAGGAGCAAUUUAUUUGUGGUGCCAUAUAUGUGAAUGUGGUAUGCAAUUUGACAAAGUUAUCUCAAGGAUUUUAUCAUAUGCAAAAGAGGAAUGUAAAGGAAAGAGGAAGGAAGGGA
Molecule: messenger RNA, 9297 nt
Organism: Crotalus tigris (Tiger rattlesnake)
Lineage: Eukaryota; Metazoa; Chordata; Lepidosauria; Squamata; Viperidae
Gene: RIMKLB
Product: ribosomal modification protein rimK like family member B
Exons: 7
Coding region: 1064-2224 (386 amino acids)
Biological process (GO): protein modification process
Cellular component (GO): cytoplasm
Molecular function (GO): ATP binding; ligase activity, forming carbon-nitrogen bonds; metal ion binding
Source: RefSeq, a predicted model, not a curated record